Sphenostylis stenocarpa is the source of this 1179-nucleotide messenger RNA. Lineage: Eukaryota; Viridiplantae; Streptophyta; Magnoliopsida; Fabales; Fabaceae. The record is from the annotation of a GenBank genome assembly.
AUGCAAGCUGAAGCAGGAGGUGAAGACACGAAGAAAGAUCCAGAGUAUAUUCAAUCCAAUCCAAUGGGAUAUUCUUAUUCUUUCCGAGAUUUUGAUAAAAUCAAGCAUGAUGUAUUUUAUUGUCUCUUGCUGGUGAGGGCAAAGAUAGACAAUAAUAAUUCUUCAUAUCCAGUGACAAAUUUUGUUUAUCCCAAUGACCCCCCUCAUAAAGUACGACGUGUUUGUGAGCUUCAAAUUGAUGCGUUUGUGGAUAACAAGCUUGUGAAAGGAGAUGGACUACCUGAAGCACUUGUUCAAGCAAUUGAAGGAUCAUUAAUUUCAUUGAAAAAGGAUGGACAGAUUGUACUACCAGUCUUCUACAAAGUGGAUCCUUCACAUGUGCGAUGUCAGAAGGGGACUUAUGAAGAUGCAUUCGCUAAACAUGAAAUAAAAUAUAGUUUGACCACCAUGCAAACCUGGAGAUCUGCUUUGACAGAGUCUGCAAAUCUAUCAGGAUUUCAUUCAUCAACUUUUCGGGACGAAGCUGAGCUUAUUAAAGAGAUAGUUAAAUACCAUGAUUACUCGGUGGUUGCCGGAUUAGAAAGGUUGAAGAAUAAAUCUCUUAUAAGUGUUUCUCAAGAAAAUGGUGUAUCCAUGCACAACAUUAUACAAGAAACAGCUUGGCAGAUUGCUCGCGAAGAAUCAUUUGAAGAUCCUAGGAGCCAUAUUCGACUAUUGGAUCCUGAGGACAUUUAUCUAGUACUGAAAUACAACAAGGGUGGCGAGGCUAUCAGAAGCAUAGCGAUUAACUUGUCAAGAAUCAAACAACUAGAAUUAAAUCCUCAGCCGACUGAAAAAGCUUUGGCAAAAAGAACCGGUUGGGGCUUACUAGAGUGCAUUCAUCAAUUUUCUCUUGAAAAUCUUGAGAAAUUGGAUCUACGUGGUUGCCUUUCCCUUAGAAGCCUUCGAAGCAGUGUCCAUCUGGACUCCCUUCGUUAUCUCUCCCUCUAUGGAUGCAUGGCACUAAAGGAUUUCUCAGUGACCUCAAAGAACAUGGUAAAGUUGAAUUUAGAGCUCACUCGUAUCAAGCAACUACCUUCAUCUUUUAGACUUCAAACCAAGCUUCAAAAGCUAAGGCAUACAGUUACAUUGACAACUUGCCAACAAGUUUCAAGCAUCUCACAAGGCUGCGACAUCUAG